GGGUUACAAGGGGUUACAAGGGGUUACAAGGGGUUACAAGGGGUUACAGGGGGUUACAAGGGGUUACAGGGGGUGACAGGGGGUGACAAGGGGCUACAGGGGGUUGCAAAGGAUUAUAGAAACUUUUUUCUAACUAGAACGUUCCCAGAUGCUUUUUCUUGGUCUAUUUUGCAUAAAAAUCAAAGUUGAAGAAAUCUCUAAUUUUUGAUCAAAACGAUGGACUAAUCCCAUUGGAAAAAUUCUAAUUUUGCGUUUUUCGCAAACAGUUGUUUUUAUAGUCUUUAAAGGCUUCUUUUUUAUCUAGAACGUCAGCAAACACUUUUUCUCGAUCUAUUUUUGAUAAAUACAAAAGAUGAAAAAAAAACUCAACUUUUUGACCAAAAUCAUGGACUAUCCCCUUUGCAAAAAUGUCAAUUUUGCCUUCUUUUUAAAUCCAUGUUUAUAUUGUCUAGAAAGGCUUGUUUUCUAACGAGAACGUCACCAAAUACUUUUUCUGGGUCUAUUUUGCAUAAAACGAAACGUUCACAAAAUUUCAAAUUUUUGACCAAAACCAUGGACUAACCCCUUUGCAAAAAUGCCAAUUUUGUGGGUUUUUGAAACCGAUGUUUUUUUUUUGUUCAGAAAGGCUUGUUUGCUAUAUAAAACGUCGAAAAUCGUUUUUUCACGAUCUAUUUUCACGAUCUAUGACAUGGGAAUACAGGGGGUUACAAGGGGUUACAGGGGGUUACAAGGGGUUACAAGGGGUUACAAGGGGUUACAAGGGGUUACAAGGGGUUACAGGGGGUUACAAGGGGUUACAGGGGGUGACAGGGGGUGACAAGGGGCUACAGGGGGUUGCAAAGGAUUAUAGAAACUUUUUUCUAACUAGAACGUUCCCAGAUGCUUUUUCUUGGUCUAUUUUGCAUAAAAAUCAAAGUUGAAGAAAUCUCUAAUUUUUUAGCAAAAACGAUGGACUAACCCCUUUGGAAAAAUUCUAAUUUUGCGUUUUUCAUAAACAGUUGUUUUUAUAGUCUUUAAAGGCUUUUUUUUCAUGUAGAAGCUCAGCAAACACUUUUUAUCGAUCUAUUUUUGAUAAUUACAAAACAUAAAAAAAACUUCAACCUUUUGACCAAAAUCAUGGACUAUCCCCUUUGCAAAAAUGUUAAUUUUGCCUUCUUUUUAAAUCCAUGUUUAUAUUGUCUAGAAAGGCUUGUUUUCUAACGAGAACGUCACCAAAUACUUUUUCUGGGUCUAUUUUGCAUAAAACGAAACGUUCACAAAAUUUCAAAUUUUUGACCAAAACCAUGGACUAACCCCUUUGCAAAAAUGCCAAUUUUGUGGGUUUUUGAAACCGAUGUUUUUUUUGUUCAGAAAGGCUUGUUUGCUAUAUAAAACGUCGAAAAUCGUUUUUUCACGAUCUAUUUUCACGAUCUAUGACAUGGGAAUACAGGGGGUUACAAGGGGUUACAGGGGGUUACAGGGGGUUACAAGGGGUUACAAGGGGUUACAAGGGGUUACAGGGGGUUACAAGGGGUUACAGGGGGUGACAGGGGGUGACAAGGGGCUACAGGGGGUUGCAAAGGAUUAUAGAAACUUUUUUCUAACUAGAACGUUCCCAGAUGCUUUUUCUUGGUCUAUUUUGCAUAAAAAUCAAAGUUGAAGAAAUCUCUAAUUUUUGAUCAAAACGAUGGACUAAUCCCAUUGGAAAAAUUCUAAUUUUGCGUUUUUCGCAAACAGUUGUUUUUAUAGUCUUUAAAGGCUUCUUUUUUAUCUAGAACGUCAGCAAACACUUUUUCUCGAUCUAUUUUUGAUAAAUACAAAAGAUGAAAAAACUUCAACUUUUUGACCAAAAUCAUGGACUAUCCCCUUUGCAAAAAUGUCAAUUUUGCCUUCUUUUUAAAUCCAUGUUUAUAUUGUCUAGAAAGGCUUGUUUUCUAACGAGAACGUCACCAAAUACUUUUUCUGGGUCUAUUUUGCAUAAAACGAAACGUUCACAAAAUUUCAAAUUUUUGACCAAAACCAUGGACUAACCCCUUUGCAAAAAUGCCAAUUUUGUGGGUUUUUGAAACCGAUGUUUUUUUUUUGUUCAGAAAGGCUUGUUUGCUAUAUAAAACGUCGAAAAUCGUUUUUUCACGAUCUAUUUUCACGAUCUAUGACAUGGGAAUACAGGGGGUUACAAGGGGUUACAGGGGGUUACAAGGGGUUACAAGGGGUUACAAGGGGUUACAAGGGGUUACAGGGGGUUACAAGGGGUUACAGGGGGUGACAGGGGGUGACAAGGGGCUACAGGGGGUUGCAAAGGAUUAUAGAAACUUUUUUCUAACUAGAACGUUCCCAGAUGCUUUUUCUUGGUCUAUUUUGCAUAAAAAUCAAAGUUGAAGAAAUCUCUAAUUUUUGAUCAAAACGAUGGACUAAUCCCAUUGGAAAAAUUCUAAUUUUGCGUUUUUCGCAAACAGUUGUUUUAUAGUCUUUAAAGGCUUCUUUUUUAUCUAGAACGUCAGCAAACACUUUUUCUCGAUCUAUUUUUGAUAAAUACAAAAGAUGAAAAAACUUCAACUUUUUGACCAAAAUCAUGGACUAUCCCCUUUGCAAAAAUGUCAAUUUUGCCUUCUUUUUAAAUCCAUGUUUAUAUUGUCUAGAAAGGCUUGUUUUCUAACGAGAACGUCACCAAAUACUUUUUCUGGGUCUAUUUUGCAUAAAACGAAACGUUCACAAAAUUUCAAAUUUUUGACCAAAACCAUGGACUAACCCCUUUGCAAAAAUGCCAAUUUUGUGGGUUUUUGAAACCGAUGUUUUUUUUUUUUGUUCAGAAAGGCUUGUUUGCUAUAUAAAACGUCGAAAAUCGUUUUUUCACGAUCUAUUUUCACGAUCUAUGACAUGGGAAUACAGGGGGGGGGUUACAAGGGGUUACAGGGGGGUUACAAGGGGUUACAAGGGGUUACAAGGGGUUACAAGGGGUUACAGGGGGGUUACAAGGGGUUACAGGGGUGACAGGGGGACAAGGGUGACAAGGGGGGUGACAGGGGGGCUACAGGGGUUGCAAAGGAUUAUAGAAACUUUUUUCUAACUAGAACGUUCCCAGAUGCUUUUUCUUGGUCUAUUUUGCAUAAAAAUCAAAGUUGAAGAAAUCUCUAAUUUUUGAUCAAAACGAUGGACUAAUCCCAUUGGAAAAAUUCUAAUUUUGCGUUUUUCGCAAACAGUUGUUUUAUAGUCUUUAAAGGCUUCUUUUUAUCUAGAACGUCAGCAAACACUUUUUCUCGAUCUAUUUUUGAUAAAUACAAAAGAUGAAAAAACUUCAACUUUUUGACCAAAAUCAUGGACUAUCCCCUUUGCAAAAAUGUCAAUUUUGCCUUCUUUUUUUAAAUCCAUGUUUAUAUUGUCUAGAAAGGCUUGUUUUCUAACGAGAACGUCACCAAAUACUUUUUCUGGGUCUAUUUUGCAUAAAACGAAACGUUCACAAAAUUUCAAAUUUUUGACCAAAACCAUGGACUAACCCCUUUGCAAAAAUGCCAAUUUUGUGGGUUUUUGAAACCGAUGUUUUUUUUUUGUUCAGAAAGGCUUGUUUGCUAUAUAAAACGUCGAAAAUCGUUUUUUCACGAUCUAUUUUCACGAUCUAUGACAUGGGAAUACAGGGGGUUACAACAAGGGGUUACAAGGGGUUACAAGGGGUUACAAGGGGUUACAAGGGGUUACAAGGGGUUACAAGGGGUUACAGGGGUUACAGGGGUGACAGGGGGUGACAAGGGGGGACAAGGGGACUACAGGGGGGGUUGCAAAGGAUUAUAGAAACUUUUUUCUAACUAGAACGUUCCCAGAUACUUUUUCUUGGUCUAUUUUGCAUAAAAAUCAAAGUUGAAGAAAUCUCUAAUUUUUGAUCAAAACGAUGGACUAACCCCUUUGGAAAAAUUCUAAUUUUGCGUUUUUCGUAAACAGUUGUUUUUAUAGUCUUUAAAGGCUUCUUUUUUAUAUAGAACGUCAGCAAAUACUUUUUCUCGAUCUAUUUUUGAUAAAUAAAAAAGAUGAAAAAACUUCAACUUUUUUAACCAAAAUCAUGGACUAUCCCCUUUGCAAAAAUGCCAGUUUUGCCUUCUUUUUAAAUCCUUGUUUAUAUUGUCUAGAAAGGCUUGUUUUCUAAGGAGAACGUCACCAAAUACUUUUCCUGGGUGUAUUUUGCAUAAAACGAAACGUUCACAAAAUUUUAAAUUUUUGGCCAAAACCAUGGACUAACCCCUUUGCAAAAAUGCCAAUUUUGUGGGUUUUUGAAACCGAUGUUUUUUUUGUUCAGAAAGGCUUGUUUGCUAUAUAAAACGUCGAAAAUCGUUUUUUCACGAUCUAUUUUCACGAUCUAUGACAUGGGAAUACAGGGGGUUACAAGGGGUUACAGGGGGUUACAAGGGGUUACAAGGGGUUACAGAAGGUUACAAGGGGUUACAAGGGGUGACAGGGGGUGACAAGGGGCUACAGGGGGUUGCAAAGGAUUAUAGAAACUUUUUUCUAACUAGAACGUUCCCAGAUGCUUUUUCUUGGUCUAUUUUGCAUAAAAAUCAAAGUUGAAGAAAUCUCUAAUUUUUGAUCAAAACGAUGGACUAAUCCCAUUGGAAAAAUUCUAAUUUUGCGUUUUUCGCAAACAGUUGUUUUUAUAGUCUUUAAAGGCUUCUUUUUUAUCUAGAACGUCAGCAAACACUUUUUCUCGAUCUAUUUUUGAUAAAUACAAAAGAUGAAAAAACUUCAACUUUUGACCAAAAUCAUGGACUAUCCCCUUUGCAAAAAUGUCAAUUUUGCCUUCUUUUUAAAUCCAUGUUUAUAUUGUCUAGAAAGGCUUGUUUUCUAACGAGAACGUCACCAAAUACUUUUUCUGGGUCUAUUUUGCAUAAAACGAAACGUUCACAAAAUUUCAAAUUUUUGACCAAAACCAUGGACUAACCCUUUGCAAAAAAUGCCAAUUUUGUGGGUUUUUGAAACCGAUGUUUUUUUUUUUCAGAAAGGCUUGUUUGCUAUAUAAAACGUCGAAAAUCGUUUUUUCACGAUCUAUUUUCACGAUCUAUGACAUGGGAAUACAGGGGUUACAAGGGGUUACAGGGGUUACAAGGGGGGUACAAGGGGUUACAAGGGGUUACAAGGGGUUACAGGGGUUACAAGGGGUUACAGGGGGGUGACAGGGGGGUGACAAGGGGGGCUAGGGGUUGCAAAGGAUUAUAGAAACUUUUUCUAACUAGAACGUUCCCAGAUGCUUUUUCUUGGUCUAUUUUGCAUAAAAAUCAAAGUUGAAGAAAUCUCUAAUUUUUGAUCAAAACGAUGGACUAAUCCCAUUGGAAAAAUUCUAAUUUUGCGUUUUUCGCAAACAGUUGUUUUUAUAGUCUUUAAAGGCUUCUUUUUUAUCUAGAACGUCAGCAAACACUUUUUCUCGAUCUAUUUUUGAUAAAUACAAAAGAUGAAAAAACUUCAACUUUUUGACCAAAAUCAUGGACUAUCCCCUUUGCAAAAAUGUCAAUUUUGCCUUCUUUUUAAAUCCAUGUUUAUAUUGUCUAGAAAGGCUUGUUUUCUAACGAGAACGUCACCAAAUACUUUUUCUGGGUCUAUUUUGCAUAAAACGAAACGUUCACAAAAUUUCAAAUUUUUGACCAAAACCAUGGACUAACCCCUUUGCAAAAAUGCCAAUUUUGUGGGUUUUUGAAACCGAUGUUUUUUUUGUUCAGAAAGGCUUGUUUGCUAUAUAAAACGUCGAAAAUCGUUUUUUCACGAUCUAUUUUCACGAUCUAUGACAUGGGAAUACAGGGGGUUACAAGGGGUUACAGGGGGUUACAAGGGGUUACAAGGGGUUACAAGGGGUUACAAGGGGUGACAGGGGGUGACAAGGGGUUACAGGGGGUUGCAAAGGAUUAUAGAAACUUUUUUCUAACUAGAACGUUCCCAGAUUCUUUUUCUUGGUCUAUUUUGCAUAAAAAUCAAAGUUGAAGAGAUCUCUAAUUUUUGAUCAAAACGAUGGACUAAUCCCAUUGGAAAAAUUCUAAUUUUGCGUUUUUCGUAAACAGUUGUUCUUAUAGUCUUUAAAGGCUUCUUUUUUAUCUAGAACGUCAGCAAACACUUUUUCUCGAUCUAUUUUUGAUAAAUACAAAAGAUGAAAAACCUUCAACUUUUUUACCAAAAUAAUGGACUAUCCCCUUUGCAAAAAUGUCAAUUUUGCCUUCUUUUUAAAUCCAUGUUUAUAUUGUCUAGAAAGGCUUGUUUUCUAACGAGAACGUCACCAAAUACUUUUUCUGGGUCUAUUUUGCAUAAAACGAAACGUUCACAAAAUUUCAAAUUUUUGACCAAAACCAUGGACUAACCCCUUUGCAAAAAUGCCAAUUUUGUGGGUUUUUGAAACCGAUGUUUUUUUUGUUCAGAAAGGCUUGUUUGCUAUAUAAAACGUCGAAAAUCGUUUUUUCACGAUCUAUUUUCACGAUCUAUGACAUGGGAAUACAGGGGGUUACAAGGGGUUACAAGGGGUUACAAGGGGUUACAGGGGGUUACAAGGGGUUACAAGGGGUGACAGGGGGUGACAAGUGGUUACAGGGGGUUGCAAAGGAUUAUAGAAACUUUUUUCUAACUAGAACGUUCCCAGAUGCUUUUUUUUGGUCUAUUUUGCAUAAAAAUCAAAGUUGAAGAAAUCUCUAAUUUUUGAUCAAAACGAUGGACUAAUCCCUUUGGAAAAAUUCUAAUUUUGCGUUUUUCUUAAACAGUUGUUCUUAUAGUCUUUAAAGGCUUCUUUUUUAUCUAGAACGUCAGCAAACACUUUUUCUCGAUCUAUUUUUGAUAAAUACAAAAGAUGAAAAAACUUCAACUUUUUGACCAAAAUCAUGGACUAUCCCCUUUGCAAAAAUGUCAAUUUUGCCUUCUUUUUAAAUCCAUGUUUAUAUUGUCUAGAAAGGCUUGUUUUCUAACGAGAACGUCACCAAAUACUUUUUCUGGGUCUAUUUUGCAUAAAACGAAACGUUCACAAAAUUUCAAAUUUUUGACCAAAACCAUGGACUAACCCCUUUGCAAAAAUGCCAAUUUUGUGGGUUUUUGAAACCGAUGUUUUUUUUGUUCAGAAAGGCUUGUUUGCUAUAUAAAACGUCGAAAAUCGUUUUUUCACGAUCUAUUUUCACGAUCUAUGACAUGGGAAUACAGGGGUUACAAGGGGUUACAAGGGUUACAAGGGGUUACAAGGGGUUACAAGGGGGGUUACAAGGGGUUACAAGGGGUUACAGGGGUGACAAGGGUGACAAGGGGUUACAGGGGGGGGUUGCAAAGGAUUAUAGAAACUUUUUUCUAACUAGAACGUUCCCAGAUGCUUUUUUUUGGUCUAUUUUGCAUAAAAAUCAAAGUUGAAGAAAUCUCUAAUUUUUGAUCAAAACGAUGGACUAAUCCCAUUGGAAAAAUUCUAAUUUUGCGUUUUUCGUAAACAGUUGUUCUUAUAGUCUUUAAAGGCUUCUUUUUUAUCUAGAACGUCAGCAAACACUUUUUCUCGAUCUAUUUUUGAUAAAUACAAAAGAUGAAAAAACUUCAACUUUUUGACCAAAAUCAUGGACUAUCCCCUUUGCAAAAAUGUCAAUUUUGCCUUCUUUUUAAAUCCAUGUUUAUAUUGUCUAGAAAGGCUUGUUUUCUAACGAGAACGUCACCAAAUACUUUUUCUGGGUGUAUUUUGCAUAAAACGAAACGUUAACAAAAUUUCCAAUUUUUGACCAAAACCAUGGACUAACCCCCUUUGCAAAAAUGCCAAUUUUGUGGGUUUUUGAAACCAAUGUUUUUUUGUUCAGGAAGGCUUGUUUGCUAUAUAAAACGUCGAAAAUCGUUUUUUCACGGUCUAUUUUCACGAUCUAUGACAUGGGAAUACAGGGGGUUACAAGGGGUUACAGGGGGUUACAAGGGGUUACAAGGGGUUGCAAGGGGUUACAAGGGUUACAGGGGUUACAAAGGGGUUACAGGGGUGACAGGGGGGGGUGACAAGGGGCUACAGGGGUUGCAAAGGAUUAUAGAAACUUUUUUCUAACUAGAACGUUCCCAGAUGCUUUUUCUUGGUCUAUUUUGCAUAAAAAUCAAAGUUGAAGAAAUCUCUAAUUUUUGAUCAAAACGAUGGACUAAUCCCAUUGGAAAAAUUCUAAUUUUGCGUUUUUCGCAAACAGUUGUUUUAUAGUCUUUAAAGGCUUCUUUUUUUGUCUAGAACGUCAGCAAACACUUUUUCUCGAUCUAUUUUUGAUAAAUACAAAAGAUGAAAAAAACUUCAACUUUUGACCAAAAUCAUGGACUAUCCCUUUGCAAAAAUGUCAAUUUUGCCUUCUUUUUAAAUCCAUGUUUAUAUUGUCUAGAAAGGCUUGUUUUCUAACGAGAACGUCACCAAAUACUUUUUCUGGGUCUAUUUUGCAUAAAACGAAACGUUCACAAAAUUUCAAAUUUUUGACCAAAACCAUGGACUAACCCUUUGCAAAAAUGCCAAUUUUGUGGGUUUUUGAAACCGAUGUUUUUUUUUUUGUUCAGAAAGGCUUGUUUGCUAUAUAAAACGUCGAAAAUCGUUUUUUUUUACAAUCUAUUUUCACGAUCUAUGACAUGGGAAUACAGGGGUUACCAGGGGUUACAGGGGGUUACAAGGGGUUACAAAGGGGGUUACAAGGGGUUACAAGGGGUUACAGGGGUUACAAGGGGUUACAGGGGGUGACAGGGGGUGACAAGGGGUUACAGGGGUUGCAAAGGAUUAUAGAAACUUUUUUCUAACUAGAACGUUCCCAGAUACUUUUUCUUGCUCUAUUUUGCAUAAAAAUCAAAGUUGAAGAAAUUUCUAAUUUUUGAUCAAAACGACGGACUAACCCCUUUCGAAAAAUCCUAAUUUUGCGUUUUUCGUAAACAAUUGUUUUUAUGGUCUGUAAAGGCUUCUUUUUUAUCUAGAACGUCAGCAAACACUUUUUGUCGAUCUAUUUUUGAUAAAUACAAAAGAUGAAAAAUCUCAACUUUUUGACCAAAAUCAUGGACUAUCCCCUUUGCAAAAAUGCCAAUUUUGCCUUCUUUUUAAAUCCAUGUUUAUAUUGUCUAGAAAGGCUUGUUUUCUAACGAGAACGUCACCAAAUACUUUUUCUGGGUGUAUUUUGCAUAAAACGAAACGUUCACAAAAUUUCAAAUUUUUGACCAAAACCAUGGAUUAAUUCCUUUGCAAAAAUGCCAAUUUUGUGGGUUUUUAAAACCGAUGUUGUUUUUUGUUCAGAAAGGCUUGUUUGCUAUAUAAAACUUCGAAAAUCAUUUUUUGGACGAUUUAUUUUCACGAUCUAAGACAUGGGAAUACAGGGGGCUAUCAGGAGUUACAAGGGGUUACUAAGGGGGGGGUUACAACAAACAAAGGGGUUACAAGGGUGACAGGGGGUGACAAGGGGCUACAUGGGGUUGCAAAGGAUUAUAGAAACCUUUUUCUAACUAGAACGUUCCCAGAUACUUUUUCUUGGUCUAUUUUGCAUUAAAAUCAAAGUUGAAGAAAUCUCUAAUUUUUGAUCAAAACGACGGACUUAGCCCUUUGGAAAAAUUAUAAUUUUGCGUUUUUUGUAAACAGUUGUUUUUAUAGUCUUUAAAGGCUUCUUUUUUAUCUAGAACGUCAGCAAACACUUUUUCUUGAUCUAUUUUUGAUAAAUACAAAAGAUGAAAAAACUUCAACUUUUUCACCAAAAUCAUGGACUAUCCCCUUUGCAAAAAUGCCAAUUUUGCCUUCUUUUUAAAUCCAUGUUUAUAUUGUCUAGAAAGGCUGGUUUUGUAACGAGAACGUCACCAAAUACUUUUUCUGGGUGUAUUUUGCAUAAAACGAAACGUUCACAAAAUUUCAAAUUUUUGACCAAAACCAUGGAUUAAUUCCUUUGGAAAAGUGCCAAUUUUGUGGGUUUUUGAAACCGAUGUUUUUUCUGUUCAGAAAGGCUUGUUUGCUAUACAAAACGUCGAAAAUCGUUUUUUGCCGAUUUAUUUUCACAAUCUAUGACAUGGGAAUACAGGGGGUUACAAGGGGUUACAGGGGGUUACAAGGGGUUACAAGGGGUUACACAGGGUUACAAGGGGUUACAAGGGAUUACAAGGGGUGACAGGGGGUGACAAGGGGUUACAGGGGGUUACAAAGGAUUAUAGAAACCUUUUUCUAACUAGAACGUUCCCAGAUACUUUUUCUUGCUCUAUUUUGCAUAAAAAUCAAAUUUAUAGAAAUCUCUAAUUUUUGAUCAAAACGACGGACGAACCCCUUUGGAAAAAUUUGAAUUUUGCGUUUUUCGUAAACAGUUGUUUUUGUAGUCUUUAAAGGCUUCUUUUUUAUCUAGAACGUCAGCAAACACUUUUUCUCGAUCCAGUUUUGAUAAAUACAAAAGAUGAAAAAACUUCAACUUUUUGACCAAAAUCAUGGACUAUCCCCUUUGCAAAAAUGCCAAUUUUGCCUUCUUUUUAAAUCCAUGUUUAUAUUGUGUAGAAAGGCUUGUUUUCUAACGAGAACGUCACCAAAUACUUUUUCUGGGUGUAUUUUGCAUAAAACCAAACGUUCAAGACAUUUCAAAUUUUUGACCAAAACCAUGGACUAACCCCUUUGCAAAAAUGCCAAUUUUGUGGGUUUUUGAAACCGAUAUUUUUUUUGUUCAGAAAGGCUUGUUUGCUAUAUAAAACGUCGAAAAUCGUUUUUUGACAAUUUAUUUUAACGAUCUAUGACAUGGGAAUACAGGGGGUUACAAGGGGUUACAGGGGGUUACAAGGGGUUACAAGGGGUUACACGGGGUUACAAGGGGUUACAAGGGAUUACAAGGGGUGACAGGGGGUGACAAGGGGUUACAGGGGGUUACAAAGGAUUAUAGAAACCUUUUUCUAACUAGAACGUUCCCAGAUACUUUUUCUUGCUCUAUUUUGCAUAAAAAUCAAAUUUAUAGAAAUCUCUAAUUUUUGAUCAAAACGACGGACUAACCCCUUUGGAAAAAUUCGAAUUUUGCGUUUUUCGUAAACAGUUGUUUUUGUAGUCUUUAAAGGCUUCUUUUUUAUCUAGAACGUCAGCAAACACUUUUUCUCGAUCUAUUUUUGAUAAAUACAAAAGAUGAAAAAACUUCAACUUUUUCACCAAAAUCAUGGACUAUCCCCUUUGCAAAAAUGCCAAUUUUGCCUUCUUUUUAAAUCCAUGUUUAUAUUGUCUAGAAAGGCUUGUUUUCUAACGAGAACGUCACCAAAUACUUUUGCUGGGUGUAUUUUGCAUAAAACGAAAAGUUCACAACAUUUCAAAUUUUUGACCAAAACCAUGGAUUAAUUCCUUUGCAAAAAUGCGAAUUUUGUGGGUUUUUAAAACCGAUGUUUUUUUUGUUCAGAAAGCCUUGUUUGCUAUAUAAAACGUCGAAAAUCGUUUUUUGACAAUUUAUUUUAACGAUCUAUUACAUGGGAAUACAGGGGGUUACAAGGGAUUACACGGGGUUACAAGGGGUUACAAGGGAUUACAAGGGGUGACAUGGGGGUAACAAGGGGUUACAGGGGGUUACAAAGGAUUAUAGAAACCUUUUUCUAACUAGAAAGUUCCAGAUACUUUUUCUUGCUCUCUUUUGCAUAAAAAUCAAAGUUGAAGAAGUCUCUAAUUUUUGAUCAAAACGACGGACUAACCCCUUUGGAAAAAUUCUAAUUUUGCGUUUUUCGUAAACAGUUGUUUUUAUGGUCUGUAAAGGCUUCUUUUUUAUCUAGAACGUCAGCAAACACUUUUUCUCGAUCUAUUUUUGAUAAAUACAAAAGAUGAAAAACUUCAACUUUUUGACCAAAAUCACGGACUAUCCCCUUUGCAAAAAUGCUUAUUUUGCCUUCUUUUUAAAUCCAUGUUUAUAUUGUCUAGAAAGGCUUGUUUUCUAACGAGAACGUCACCAAAUACUUUUUCUGGGUGUAUUUUGCAUAAAACGAAACGUUCACAAAAUUUCAAAUUUUUGACCAAAACCAUGGAUUAAUUCCUUUGCAAAAAUGCCAAUUUUGUGGGUUUUUAAAACCGAUGUUUUUUUUGUUCAGAAAGGCUUGUUUGCUAUAUAAAACGUCAAAAAUCAUUUAUGGACGAUCUAUUUUCACGAUCUAUGACAUGGGAAUACAGGGGGUUACAAGGGGUUACAAGGGGUUACUAGGGGUUACACGGGGUUACAAGGGGUUACAAGAGGUGACAGGGGGUGACAAGGGGUUACAGGGGGUUACAAAGGAUUAUAGAAACCUUUUUCUAACUAGAACGUUCCCAGAUACUUUUUCUUGGUCUAUUUUGCAUAAAAAUCAAAUUUGAAGAAAUCUCUAAUUUUUGAUCAAAACGACGGACUAACCCCUUUGGAAAAAUUCGAAUUUUGCGUUUUUCGUAAACAGUUGUUUUUAUAGUCUUUAAAGGCUUCUUUUUUUGUCUAGAAAGUCACCAAGUACUUUUUCUGGGUGUAUUUUGCAUAAAACGAACAUUCACAAAAUUUCAAAUUUUUGACCAAAACCAUGGACUAACCCCUUUGCAAAAAUGCGAAUUUUGUGGGUUUUUAAAACCGAUGUUUUUUUUGUUCAGAAAGCCUUGUUUGCUAUAUAAAACGUCGAAAAUCGUUUUUUGACAAUUUAUUUUAACGAUCUAUUACAUGGGAAUACAGGGGGUUACCAGGGAUUACAGGGGGUUACAAGGGGUUACAAGGGGUUACACGGGGUUACAAGGGGUGACAUGGGGGUGAAGGGGGGGUUACAGGGGGUUACAAAGGAUUAUUGAAACUUUUUUCUAACUUCAAAGUUCCAGAUACUUUUUUUUGCUUAUUUUGCAUAAAAAUCAAAGUUGAAGAAAUCUCUAAUUUUUGAUCAAAACGACGGACUAACCCCUUUGGAAAAGUUCUAAUUUUGCGUUUUUCGUAAACAGUUGUUUUUAUGGUCUUUAAAGGCUUCUUUUUUAUCUAGAACGUCAGCAAACACUUUUUCUCGAUCUAUUUUUGAUAAAUACGAAAGAUGAAAAACUUCAACUUUUUGACCAAAAUCACGGACUAUCCCCUUUGCAAAAAUGCUUAUUUUGCCUUCUUUUUAAAUCCAUGUUUAUAUUGUCUAGAAAGGCUUGUUUUCUAACGAGAACGUCACCAAAUACUUUUUCUGGGUGUAUUUUGCAUACAACGAAACGUUCACAAAAUUUCAAAUUUUUGACCAAAACCAUGGAUUAAUUCCUUUGCAAAAAUGCCAAUUUUGUGGGUUUUUUAAACCGAUGUUGUUUUUUGUUCAGAAAGGCUUGUUUGCUAUAUAAAACGUCGAAAAUCAUUUUUUGGACGAUUUAUUUUCACGAUCUAAGACAUGGGAAUACAGGGGGUUACCAGGGGUUACAAGGGGUCACUAGGGGUUACACGGGGUUACAAGGAGUUACAAGGGGUGACAGGGGGUGACAAGGGGUUACAUGGGGUUACAAAGGAUUGUAUAUAGAAACCUUUUUCUAACUAGAACGUUCCCAGAUACUUUUUCUUGGUCUAUUUUGCAUUAAAAUCAAAGUUGAAGAAAUCUCUAAUUUUUGAUCAAAACGACGGACUUAGCCCUUUGGAAAAAUUCUAAUUUUGCGUUUUUCGUAAACAGUUGUUUUUAUAGUCUUUAAAGGCUUCUUUUUUAUCUAGAACGUCAGCAAACACUUUUUCUCGAUCUAUUUUUGAUAAAUACAAAAGAUGAAAAAACUUCAACUUUUUGACCAAAAUCACCGACUAUCCCCUUUGCAAAAAUGCCAAUUUUGCUUUCUUUUUAAAUCCAUGUUUAUAUUGUUUAGAAAGGCUUGUUUUCUAACGAGAACGUCACAAAAUACUUUUUCUGGGUGUAUUUUGCAUAAAACGAAACGUUCACAAAAUUUCAAAAUUUUGACCAAAACCAUGGACUAACCCCUUUGCAAAAAUGCCAAUUUUGUGGGUUUUUAAAACCGAUGUUUUUGUUUUGUUCAGAAAGGCUUGUUUGUUAUAUAAAACGUCGAAAAUCGUUUUUUGACAAUUUAUUUUAACGAUCUAUGACAUGGGAAUACAGGGGGUUACAAGGGAUUACAGGGAGUUACAAGGGGUUACAAGGGGUUACACGGGGUUACAAUGGGUUACAAGGGAUUACAGGGGGUGACAUGGGGGUGACAAGGGGUUACAGGGGGUUACAAAGGAUUAUAGAAAUUUUUUUCUAAUUAGAAAGUUCCAGAUACUUUUUCUUGCUCUAUUUUGCAUAAAAAUCAAAGUUGAAGAAAUCUCUAAUUUUUGAUCAAAACUACGGACUAACCGCUGUGGAAAAAUUCGAAUUUUGCGUUUUUCGUAAACAGUUGUUUUUAUGGUCUGUAAAGGCUUCUUUCUUAUCUAGAACGUCAGCAAACACUUUUUCUCGAUCUAUGUUUGAUAAAUACAAAAGAUGAAAAAACUUCAACUUUUUGACCAAAAUCAUGGACUAUCCUCUUUGCAAAAAUGCAAAUUUUGCCUUCUUUUUAAAUCCAUGUUGAUAUUGUCUAGAAAGGCUUGUUUUCUAACGAGAACGUCACCAAAUACUUUUCCUGGGUGUAUUUUGGGUAAAACAAAACGUUCCCAAAAUUUGAAAUUUUUGACCAAAACCAUGGACUAACCCCUUUGCCAAAAUGCUAAUUUUGUGGGUUUUUGAAACCGAUGUUUUUUUGGUUCAGAAAGGCCUGUUUGCUAUAUAAAACGUCGAAAAUCAUUUUUUGACGAUUUAUUUUUACGAUCUAUGACAUGGGAAUACAGGGGGUUUCAAGGGGUUACAAGGGGUUGCAAGGGUUGACAGGGGGUGACAAGGGGUUGCAGGGGGUUACAAAGGAUUAUAGAAACCUUUUCCUAACUAGAACGUUCCCAGAUACUUUUUCUUGGUCUAUUUUGCAUAAAAAUCAAAGUUGAAGAAAUCUCUAAUUUUUGAUCAAAACGAUGGAAUAAGCCCUUUGGAAAUAUUCUAAUUUUGCGUUUUUCGUAAACAGUUGUUUUUAUAGUCUUUAAAGGCUUCUUUUUUAUCUAGAACGUCAGCAAACCCUUUUUGUCGAUCUAUGUUUGAUAAAUACAAAAGAUGAAAAAACUUCAACUUUUUGACCAAAAUCACGGACUAUCCCCUUUGCAAAAAUGCCAAUUUUGCCUUCUUUUUAAAUCCAUGUUUAUAUUGUGUAGAAAGGCUUGUUUUCUAACGAGAACGUCACCAAAUACUUUUUCUGGGUGUAUUUUGCAUAAAACCAAACGUUCACAAAAUUUUAAAUUUUUGACCAAAACCAUGGACUAAUCCCUUUGCAAAAAUGCCAAUUUUGUGGGUUUUUGAAACCGAUGUUUUUUUUGUUCAGAAAGGCUUGUUUUCUAUAUAAAACGUCGAAAAUCGUUUUUUGACGAUUUAUUUUCAGGAUCUAUGACAUGGGAAUACAGGGGGUUACAAGGGGUUACAGGGGGUUACAAGGGGUUACAAGGGGUUACAGGGGG
Messenger RNA from Porites lobata, 15371 nucleotides. The record is from the annotation of a GenBank genome assembly. NCBI's taxonomy places the organism in Eukaryota, Metazoa, Cnidaria, Anthozoa, Scleractinia, Poritidae.